Ophidiomyces ophidiicola is the source of this 6279-nucleotide messenger RNA. RefSeq names its product autophagy- protein 2 (gene ATG2). Gene Ontology annotation, cellular component: extrinsic component of membrane; phagophore assembly site. Gene Ontology annotation, biological process: piecemeal microautophagy of the nucleus; autophagosome assembly; reticulophagy. Gene Ontology annotation, molecular function: phosphatidylinositol-3-phosphate binding. The transcript has 3 exons. The record is from RefSeq and is a predicted model, not a curated record. The coding region runs from base 1 to 6279 and encodes 2092 amino acids. NCBI's taxonomy places the organism in Eukaryota, Fungi, Ascomycota, Eurotiomycetes, Onygenales, Onygenaceae.
AUGUUUCUGCCGACCUACGUCCAGAAGCAACUCUUGAGAUAUGUUCUGUCGCAACUGGGGCUCGUUGACACAGAUUCUUUGGAUCUAGAAAGUCUGGACAUUAAAUGGGGACAGAGAUCCACAUUUGAGUUUCGCGAUGUAGGCUUAAGACUUCAGAAACUUGCCUCUAUCUUACAGCUCCCUCCGGUUUUUGAUUUUACAAAAGCCAGUGUCUCUCUCGCUCGUGUGACUAUUCCAGCAGACAUUCACCAGAGUGGGAUUAUUAUUGAAGUUGAAGGCGUUGACGUUAGGCUUCAGCUACUAGCUGACGGGAAUGGAUCGGACAAGUCAAACCCAGUUCCUGACGGCACCAACUCUCUGGGUACCCUUCCGUCUACGGAGGCUCUUGCGCAGUCGUUCUUACUAUCCGAGCCGAAAGAAAAGACAGAUGAGCUAGAGGCAGUUUUACAAUCUGAGCAUAUUCAAAGCUUAGAUGGCGCUAGCGAUGAUGGGGAGGAAGAACUUGGCCUACAUGAUGGAGUCUCGCUGCCCAGCUUCGUUGCUGGCUUCUUAAAGGGCGUCGUCAACCGGCUGCAAUUCAAGGUUACCAAUAUAUCGGUGCAAGUCGAUACAGAGGUGCAGCGUGAUGGGGUCGACAAAAAACGUAAUUCGGACUCGGUCUCGGGGGUAUUUACCAUUCAUGAAAUUAAUAUUGGUGCCAUUACGGCGCCUACUCCAGAGGACUCAACAUUGAAAAUUGGCAAACGCAAAGUUACCUUUUCCCAAAUCCGUGCGAUGGCUGUUGCAAAUGCAGAAGUUUUUUCAAGAUAUUCUCACUUCAAUGCACCCGAUUCUCCUUCCGUUCACUCCGACUUCUCCCACACUCCACCCGCCCAGUCCCACCCGCUAUCUUCGAAAGAUUCUCAAUUGUACGAUAGCAUGUCCCAUUCGACAAUUCUUGAGCCCCCGUCAACCCACCAAUUCUCUGGCGGCUUUUCAGAUAUUGAAAGCUCCAAUAUGGAGUCAUCCACCUAUUCAAAUGAUGGAAGAUUUUCUGAUGCCGCCUCUGAUGCUGGAUAUGAUCCUGAAUCUCACUUUGGGUAUAGCCGAGAACUCUCCGAUAGUCAGGUUCAUGAGCGUUUUCUAAACAAUCCAGAAUAUUUAGAUGGAGGCUCGCAGCUGCAUGUUAAGGAUCCACUUGGUCAGCCAGUAAUGAUACCAGAAGCUGACUUCAUUGCCCAUGGUACGGAUACUAACCAGACUCCACGGCCUCUUUCCCCAGAAUCUCGAGCGUCGUCUCCAGAUUCGUAUAUGUAUCACUCUAUCCACGAAAGCACCCUUUCAACCACGGGCACAUUUCGAAGUAGGGGCCAAUUCUCGGAUUUGCCCCCUUGUUCUUCUACAGCCAUAGUAGAAGAUCAAGCCCUAGAUCGGGGCCCUGAGCUGCAAGCUCCUCAUACCCCUCCGCCAACUAUUCUGACCCGCCCUGAGGCUGAAGAUCUAUCUUGUUCAAAAAUCUUCACCCAUGAAGAAGCUCAGAGUAUGUACAUGAGUGCUUUGACCAAUAAAUCUUCUAGUUCCUCUAGCCCUGAUAUGCCUGGUGCCUGGGACUAUUCUCCCAAGCACAAAAGGGCCUCAACGGUGAUCUCCCAGAACUCAUGGGGUCGGGACUUGAAACUAGACCCUGGAGAAAUUAGACAACAGUCGCCUAUGUUGCACCAUGAAAUGAUAUCUGAAAAUCAAUCAGAUGGAAGCAUAAAAGGCGAACGGUUCUUGAACCCUCAAUACAUUACGGGGGUCACCAAGCAGCUCCUUUUUAUCGAUAGCGUGACUCUGUGGAUCCCCUCAUAUGAUCACCAGGGCAGUGCAGAAACAACGCCACCCUCCGAUACUGAGAAGAACUCCCAUGAUUUUAUGGUAGAAUCAACGUUCAGUUUGGCAAACUCUAUCUCUCUUGAUUCGUCACCAAAUCCCAGAGUCCGUGUUGCCCAAAGUGCCUUCCGGCGUGGUUCCGUCAAUUCUACGGAACUGUCACGCUCAAAACCCGCAAUACAGUCAAAAAAUUACGAUUUUGAUGGCUUAAGUAAAUUGCAAAUGUCACAAGCUAUUGAAAUAGAGAUUGAUUCAGUAGAUGUCAAACUUGAUCUUGCCUCUGGCUGGCUUCUCGUUAAGAUGGUGCAAACCGCCACUAAUUUCUGGGCCAGUGAUCGCCCGGCAAAGGACAUCCAACCAUCAGGAAAUAAUGAUGAGAGAACACCUCAUUUUGUUCAGGUGAACCUGCAAUCUUGCUGUAUCCAGUUUUUGGAGCGGGUGGCGGUCCAACCUUAUUCUCCACCAAUGGAGCCACCGUUAUUGAGUGGAAAUUCCAUGGAGAAUACCAUUUUGCAGCUGAAUUUGACUGUCUUGGACGCAGAUUUGGUACUGACUGAAAGAUCAAACAAGCUUCGACUCAGUAUCGCAACAUUUGUUUUGUCACAUAUGUCAGAGAAUUUAAUCUCAUUUGAUGAGAGCCUCAAAAUGCGGCAGUCCACAAGAGAUAUCACACACCCUAAACACGGUGAUAUUUUACUUCGAAUAAUUACCUCGCCAGAAUACACCACUGUCAACUUGACAACACUUCCGGUGUGUUUUUCGUUGAAUUUGCGGAAGAUAGAUGAGACUCUGGGCUGGUUUGGAGGUCUCAGUACGGUCCUCGAAUUAGGAAGUUCUAUUGUAUCGACGUCUACUGUCAAAGCAGGACAACCGGUCGCUAAAACACGAUCCCGAGGCGUCCAUUUUGUGGAUCCAACACCCCCUAGCUCUCUAAAGCCAAAUACGCCCGUGUUGAAAGUGAAUUGCAGACUAGGCGGUAUUGUAGCGCACAUUAGUGGUGAACACUGCAAUGUUCAACUCGAGACCACGGCGGCAAAGCUAGUGAGCAGAUACGAAGGUAUUGCGCUUCAGAUUGAUAAAGCAAACAUUAGCGGGCCCCAUUUCCCAAGAAGCCACGCGGACUCACCGGCAUACCUUGACUUCACCAAUAUCAGAUUUGAAUAUCUCUUUGCCCCUAAAGAAGUUGAUCUAGAUCGGCUACUGGCACUUCUUACUCCCUCAAAAGACAAAUAUGAGGAUGACGAUGACGUAAUGCUUGACACUCUAUUUCGGCAGCGCAGAAAAGGCGCUGUACUUCGCUUGACUGCUGGAAAUGCUAAACUAACUGUUCCCACCCCUGACGCAUUGCAGCCUUUAUCCGGUCUUGCUGCCGAAUUUGCAAAAUUAGCCACGGUUGCUAAAUACCUUCCGCAAGACGACAGUCCUGGAAUUCUUAUAUUAGGUCUUAUUCGUGAUUUUGAGGGGCAAGUACACAUAAAUCGUGAUGUUGGAGACUUAAGAGUGAUGCUUAAGGGUCUUGAAGCGGGAUAUGUCACUCUACCAUCCCUCAUAGUAACACGUAUCGGUAUGGUUGCCGUUACUCGUAAUGGCAGCGAGGAGCUACUCGCUCAUGCCAUUUUUGAUCCUCCAGAGGCACCGCCGACCCAUGAGACCUUACCCAUGAUUAUGAUCAGAUUCAUUGCUGAUGAGGUGGAACCGGCGGUUAAAGUCAAACUUUAUAACUUGAGGGUGGAAUAUACAAUACCUUUUGCCACAGCGUUUCUCUCAGGGAGUAAUAUAAUGACGAAUGAAGACAUUGCGGCGAAUAUGGCUCAAUCUGUGAUAAAUUUAGCCGACCUCAAUGAGGAAGGAUCUGAAAUGUCAGAGCAGUCUUCCACUGACUUCCGCAACCGGCCACUCCUACCAUCAAGGCUAUUCAUUGACCUAAGAGAAUGUAUAGUUGGGCUUAACCCUCGCAAUCCUCCAGCGAAAGCCCUCUUCGUCUUGAGUAGCGGAACUUUUCAGGGUGCUCUUCACCAGACAAAACCCUCUGAAGCUUCAUUCAAUAUUCGUAAAGCUUCCAUCAUGCUUAUUGAUGAUACAGCCAACAUUGGGACAGCAAAAAGUUGCCUUUCUCGAGCAUCCGGUGGCUCUCGCAACGAACAAAAUAGGCGGUUGGAAAGUAUGGGAUUCGUCUCUGUCUGUGACAUAUCUUCGGCUUCUGUGCUCUUAAAAGCCGUGCAGCUGGACGCCGAAGGCCAGAAAUCAUUAGACGUCGAGAUACGGGACGAUUUGCUUGUGUUGGAAACUUGUGCAGAUUCUACUCAAACCCUUGUCUCCAUUUUAAGCGGACUGGCUCCUUUAACGCCCCCUAGCACCGCAAGAAAAUAUCGGACUGAAGUUGUUCCUCUCCAGGAUAUGUUAAACUCUCUCGCCGGCAAUUUUUUCACAUCAAAUGCUUACCAAACCUCGGAUGGCACCCCAUAUCUUUUAGAAAGCGAAAGUGAAGGAAAGGAUGGUGACGAUGCCGAUGAACAUGAAUAUGUGAGCGUUUUCUAUCCUUCGUAUACGGGGGCUAGGUCGUCAAGUCGGCGUCAAGCUCCCGCUAAAGGUGGUGACGAUAUAAUAGCCAAUGCCGAUACCAGCCCUACUCUAGAGGCUCUCUAUGCUGAAUCCGAGGUAUCAGGCAGUAUUCAACAGCUGGACUUUAAGGAAGACCACUUUGCAAAGCAGUCGACUAUCGAAGGUACAGCCCAUAGAUGGGAUUCAUGCGAAAAUACAUACAGCCUUGCUUCUGAAAGUAAGCUUCGUGAGAGCCCCCUUCGAGUCAGAGUUAGGGAUGUUCAUGUGAUAUGGAACUUGUUCGAUGGCUAUGAUUGGCAGCGAACCCGGAAUGCCAUAUCACAAGCUGUCCAGGAUGUCCAGGAUAAGGCGGCAGAAAAAUUUACCAGAAGACCUGGAAUUCUAAUAUCCACUGACCCCGAGGAGGAGGAAGACUCCGUCAUUGGUGAUUUCUUAUUUAACUCAGUCUACAUUGGCAUUCCAGCUAACAGGGAUCCUCGCGAGCUCUCUCACGAUAUCAAUCGUAAUAUCGAUGAUUUAGCUAGUGAAACAAUGAGCUAUGCGACAACCACUACGCUUAACACAAAGCAAGGCCAGGCACCUGGAACUAAACGAGAGAAACUACGUCUGACACGGAGUAAAUACCAUAAGAUGUCCUUAGAGUUGAAAGGGAUUUCGGCGGACUUCAUUCUUUUCCCUCCUGGCUCUGGCGAAACAAUCAAUUCCUUAGAUAUUAGGGUUCAAGAUCUGGAAAUUUUUGAUCAUGUGCCUACCUCUACCUGGAAAAAAUUUGCAACGUAUAUGCAUGACGCCGGGGAACGUGAAAUAGGUACUAGCAUGAUUCACUUAGAGAUUUUGACGGUAAAACCUGUUGCAGAGCUUGCCGCAUCCGAGCUUGUCUUGAAGGCCACAGUUUUACCAUUGCGUCUGCACGUCGAUCAAGAUGCUUUAGAUUUUAUAAGUCGCUUCUUUGAGUUUAAAGAUGAAUCUGCACCUGGACAACCCUCACCGGACGACGUGCCUUAUCUUCAACGGGUAGAGGUGAACGCUAUUCAAGUACGACUCGACUUCAAACCGAAACGAGUGGAUUAUGCGGGUCUCAGGUCAGGUCGAACAACGGAAUUCAUGAACUUCUUCAUUCUUGAUGAGGCCGAUAUGGUUCUCAGGCACGUUAUCAUCUACGGUACCGCAGGGUUUGAAAGGCUGGGGGUCACAUUGAAUGAUAUCUGGAUGCCUGAUAUCAAAGCACAUCAACUUCCCUCUGUUCUUGGCGGGAUCGCACCAGUCAGGCCCCUCGUGAACAUUGGAGGCGGUUUCAGAGACCUCAUCCUCAUUCCAAUGCGUGAGUACAAGAAGGAUGGGCGAAUCGUCCGCAGUAUCCAGAAAGGUGCAUUUCAUUUUGCGAAGACUACCACAAAUGAAGUUGUGAAGCUCGGAGCGAAAAUCGCGAUUGGCACUCAAACAGUCCUUGAAAGUGCUGAAAGUUUUUUUAAUCCCUCCAGAGAGCUGUCUUCCAGGCCUUCUACAUCUGACGGCCGCCGGGAUGAAGAUGGCCUGGGCGAAGGUGAAAGACCACGGAUUUCACCGUAUGCGGACCAGCCGCUUGGUAUAAGUCAAGGGCUUCGCAGUGCAUAUACUAGCCUUCAAAGAGACAUUUUUCUAACGAAGGACGCCAUCAUUGCUGUUCCAGGCGAAGUGAUGGCGAGUAGUAGCGCAACAGAAGCUACGAGGCGAGUCUUAGAGAGGACGCCCACUCUUAUUCUCCGUCCAGCUAUUGCAGCGUCGAAAGCGAUGUCUCAAACCCUUCUUGGAGUGUCUAACUCCUUGGAUCCCGAGAAUCGACGAAGAACUGACGAUGUAAGUGACACAAUCGUUACUGAAAUCUAG